Molecule: messenger RNA, 753 nt
Organism: Eimeria maxima
Lineage: Eukaryota; Apicomplexa; Conoidasida; Eucoccidiorida; Eimeriidae
Exons: 7
Coding region: 1-753 (250 amino acids)
Source: RefSeq, a predicted model, not a curated record
AUGCUAAGUUCAAAUCCUUCACAGGACUCACCUCCCCAGAAAUUUACUCGAGAGGAAUCAUCUUCUUCUUCCGAUUCACAGCGGAGUCCUAAUGCCCUGAACCACGUCGCCGGCCACAACCCCAUGGUUGUAUUUGUCCACCAGUAUUCGAUUAUGGGAGGCUCGAGUUCUCUAAUGUUCGGCAUGGCGACCCUCUUAGCACAACGAGGCAUCCCGGCAGUCACGUUUGACAUGCGUGGCGUAAACCGCUCCACCGGAUGGAAGACGCUGACGGGACACAGGGAGACGGAGGACGUUGUCGUCGUUUGUUCCUGGUGUGUGAGGAACUUCGAAGCUAAGAACAUCGUUAUUGUUGGAUCUUCGGCUGGGGCCCCGAUUGGUGGGAGCGCGGUCGAGCAGCUUCCAGAAAUCCGCGGUUAUGUUGGUAUCGGCUAUGUGUUCGGCUUUGCCGCUUCACUCUUGUUUAGGGGCCAUUAUAAAAAGAUAUUGCAGUCAUCGAAGCCGAAAUUAUUUAUUCAUGGGGAUGAGGAUGGGUUUACAUCGACGGCGACGUUUACCAGCUACUUCAAUAGUGCAGAAGAUCCAAAGGAAAAACGUAUUAUUCCAAAGGUUGGGCAUUUCGAGAUGGAGGGACCAGCGUACGACGCAUUCAUGGCAGCUGAAAUCGUGAAGUUUAUUGAUAAGUACUUGCAGGCAGCAGUGCAGGCUACGUCGGCUGCAAUGCCUGCUGCAGGAUCCGUUGACAGUAACUGA